Messenger RNA from Hipposideros armiger (great roundleaf bat), 1593 nucleotides. RefSeq names its product TNF receptor superfamily member 13B (gene TNFRSF13B). The coding region runs from base 206 to 1000 and encodes 264 amino acids. Gene Ontology annotation, molecular function: protein binding. The transcript is spliced from 6 exons. Gene Ontology annotation, biological process: negative regulation of B cell proliferation; hematopoietic progenitor cell differentiation; B cell homeostasis. Lineage: Eukaryota; Metazoa; Chordata; Mammalia; Chiroptera; Hipposideridae. The record is from RefSeq and is a predicted model, not a curated record. Gene Ontology annotation, cellular component: plasma membrane.
AUAAUGCGUUGCCUGGGCCAGAGCAGGCGAGGUGGCUUGAGCCGGGCAGGCCAGGAGAAACGAACGUAUUAACAAGCCACGUACAUGAGGAAGUACAGCCAGGAGGCCCCAAGAAUCAUCUUUUCUGGCUGCUCCCUGGUGUCGGCGUGCAGGAGAGCCCAGGGUGUGGGCUGGGGCCACAGACUCAGUUCCGCAGGGCCUGCAGAUGACAGUGACUAUGGAGCCAUGCCCCGAAGAGCAAUACUGGGAUUCUCUGCUGAACACCUGCCUCUCCUGCAAAUUCAUCUGCAGCCAUCAGAUUCCACGAACCUGUGCAACCUUCUGCAAGUCGCUCAGUUGCCGCAAGGAGCAAGGCAGGUACUAUGACCAGCUCCUGAGGGACUGCAUCAGCUGCGCCUCCAUCUGUGGACGUCACCCCAAGCAAUGCACAUACUUCUGUGAGAACAAGUUCAGGAGCCAAGUGAAUCUCCAACCAGAGCUUAGAAGACAACAGACAGAAACCAGGUCAGACAUCUUGGGAAGGUACCAAGGAUCAGAGCACAGAGGCUCGGAGACAGGUCCAGCCCUUCCGGGGCUGAAGCUGAGCGCUGAUCAGCUGGCCCUGGUCUACAGUACGUUGGGGCUCUGCCUUGGCGCUAUCAUCUGCUGCUUUCUCCUGGCCAUGGCCUGCUUCCUCAAGAGGAGGGGGGACCAGUUCUCCUGCCAGCGUCCCCCAGGGCCAUGUCAGACCCGGGCCAAGUCCUCCAAGGAUCACUGGAUGGAAGCUGGGAGCACGGUGGAUGGGCCACCAGAGCCAGUGGAGACCUGCAGCUUCUGCUUCCCCGAGUGCAGGGUGCCCGCCCAGGAGAGUGCAGGCGCUCCAGGGACUCCCAGCCCUGCGUGUGCUGCGUGGUGCGGAAGCCCCGACCCCACAGUAGCUGGACAGCUCUGCGUGGGCCGCCCGGACAGCAGCCUCCAGGUCGUGUGCGCAUCUGCCCAGGAUGGGGGCCCAGCCAUGUGAAACGGGGUGGGGAGGCAAUGGUGAGAGAGAUUGGGGAGAGCAAGAGAAAGGGGGAGAGAAAGGUGCCAGGGUAGCAGGCUAGCACUGCCCUUUACCUAGGUCUAGGUCGUCAUCUAAACAUCUAAAAUAAAGUCACCUGUGCUUGGGGGACUCAGUCCCCAAGAGUCCGUCUAUAGAAAUAAAACCUUCCAUGGUUACCCACUCCCUUCUGUCACCGGUUCUGGUCAUGUCUUCCCCUGUGAUGAUUCUGGAUCUUCUCACGCUGCAGCCCUUGGCUGAGGGAUCCCAAUACAACGUGGCCGCAGCCACAGCCCUCUGGUUUCCCAGGACCUACAUGUUGGCUGUCCAGCAGGCUGGGGAGAGAGCUUGUUGACCUGUGGUGUCAGAUGCAGUGGGUACACACUGGGACUCUGCUAAAAGGAAAAGCAAAGGAAUGGCCCACAAGAGUGUAUGCCUGUGGCCAACACCAGGAGAGCUAGAGCUGGGCUUCCUUACAUUUCGUCUACAAAAUAAUUCCUCACCAUGCCUCCUCAGGGAGGGCACGAAUCACAGAGUGCAUGCGUGUGUGCAUGUGUAGCAGGGUGUGGAGUGGA